Messenger RNA from Triticum aestivum (bread wheat), 3405 nucleotides. RefSeq names its product RNA-binding protein 28. The transcript is spliced from 19 exons. NCBI's taxonomy places the organism in Eukaryota, Viridiplantae, Streptophyta, Magnoliopsida, Poales, Poaceae. The record is from RefSeq and is a predicted model, not a curated record. Bases 72 to 3089 code for a protein of 1005 amino acids. Gene Ontology annotation, molecular function: mRNA binding.
CUCUCGUCCCAUCGCAACCGCGAGCACCCCCACCCAGCUCCCACGCCCGUUCCCUGCAGCGCACGCCGGCGAUGGGCAAGGGGAAGCAGCGCGUCCGCGCCCGCGGCGACGGCGCCGGAGGAGAGCCUGCCGGGGAAGGCGAAGCUGCCGUCGCCGGAGGCGGCGGCGCUGCCGGCGGGGGCCACACCCCCUCCACCGUCUUCGUCUCCAACCUGCCGUACACCUACAAGUCCUCCGAUCUCGAGACGGUGUUCAGCGAGGUCGGGCCGGUGAGGCGCUGCUUCAUGGUCGCGUCGAAAGGGUCCGAGACGAGUAAAGGAUUUGGGUUUGUACAAUUUGCCACUGUUCAGGAUGCUGAGCGAGCUAUUCAACAAAAGAAUGGUUUUGCUGUUGCUGGUAGGAAAAUCAGAGUUAAGCUCGCAAUACAACGUGCUCCGUUGAAGGAACGUUUGCAAAAGAAAGAGAGCGUGCAAGCUGACGACUCCAAUGCAAAAGAUGAAGAAGAUGACAAUUCUACUCCUGUUCCUGUAAAACAUAAGGAGACCUCUCAUAAAGCUGAUGCAGGACCACCACAGUUAUUGGCCAAGUAUACCAAAGUAGCGAAGGAAGUUAGCACUAAUGCUACUGACAAACCGAAAAGUUCUGAAAAGCAAAGGAUCGCCAAAACCGUUAUAUUUGGUGGUCUUCAAGACUUCUCCAUGGCUAGUGAAGUUUUCCGUCUGGCAGGAGAGAUUGGCACGGUAGUGUCUGUAAAUUAUCCACUUCCAAAAGAGGAAAUGGAGCUCCAUGGGCUUGCACGCGAUGGGUGCACAUCGGAUGCGGCAGCAGUACUCUUUUCAAGUGUGAAAUCAGCUUGGGAGGCUGUUGUCCUCUUGCAUCACAAGGAGAUAAAAGGAGCAAUUGUUUGGGCUCGUCAACUUGGUGGGGAGGGUUCAAAGAUCAGGAAAUGGAGAGUGAUAGUCAGGAACCUGCCAUUCAAGGUUACUAUAAAGGAGGUCAUGGACAUAUUUAGUUGUGAAGGAUUUGUCUGGGAUGUCUCCAUUCCACAAAAAUCUGAUGAUGGGAAGUCAAAAGGCUUUGCUUUUCUGUCUUUCACACGCAAACAGGAUGCAGAAAAUGCUAUAAAAAAUGUUAACGGAAAAGUUAUUGCAAAGAGAACAGUCGCUGUUGAUUGGGCUGUUCCGAAGAAUGUAUAUGCUGUUGCUGCAAAGUCUGAUGCUAAGGACGAUGAGUUGGAAGAUAUAUCUGACAAGGGCAGUGACAAGGAAUCCUCUGAAGAUAAUCUUGUUGGAGGAGAUGACAGCGAUGAUAACUGUGAACUUGAUCAGGAGACUUCAAAUCGUCUUCCUGUGGAUGAUUUCAAAAGUGAAGCGGACAUUUCUAGAAAAGUUCUUGAAAAUUUGAUCAAGUCAUCAGAGAAGUCUGAGCGGUCUGGUGUUGAGAGUUCUGAUAUUGAUACAGAUUCUGAAACAGAAAAUGACACACCAGAGAAGAGUUCUGAUAUUGAUACAGAUUCUGAAACAGAAAAUGACACACCAGAGAAGAGUUCUGAUAUUGAUACAGAUUCUGAAACAGAAAAUGACACACCAAAAAAGAAGCAACCCCAGUCACCUGCAGCUGUCAAGUUGGCAGAAUCUAGAGAUGUAACAAAGACCGAAAGUAUCAUUCCUGCUUUGAAACCUGCAGCUGCCAUGUUGGCAGAAUCUAAACAUGUAGCAGAGACAGAAAGCAAUGUUCCUUCUUUGAAACCUAAGAAAGAAGAUGCUGGCCUGGAUAGGACAAUAUUCAUAAGCAACCUUCCUUUCGAUAUUAGCAAUGAGGAGGUAACAGAGCGGUUCUCAGUGUUUGGGAAGGUUCAAUCUUUCUUCCCAGUUCUGCAUAAACUCACAAAGAGACCUAGAGGGACUGGUUUUCUCAAGUUUUCUACAGCAGAGGCAGCCGAUGCAGCAGUUUCUGCUGCUAAUGCUGCUCCUGGAUUAGGAAUUUUUGUAAAAAGCAGACCACUUAAUGUUAAGAAAGCGCUGGAUAAGGAGUCAGCUCACAAAAAGGAACUGGAGAAGGGAAAGAAUGAGGUUGAGGAUCGACGCAACCUGUAUUUGUCAAAGGAAGGUGAAAUACUCCCUGGAACGCCAGCUGCGGAAGGUGUUUCAGAUGUUGACAUGAAUAAACGUAGUUGGUUGGCUAAAAGAAAAGCAGAAAUGCUUGUAUCUCCAAAAUUCCAUGUCUCCAGAACAAGGCUUAUCAUUUACAAUUUGCCAAAGACUCUGACCAUUAAUGAUGUAAAGAAGCUUUGCCGAGAAGCAGUAAUUUCUCGUGCUACCAAGCAAAAUCCUGUCAUCCGGAAGGUAAAUAUCCUAAACAAUGAAAAGAAAGGUCAGGGUGCUGCACAAAAGCAUUCCCGGGGGGUAGCCUUUGUUGACUUUCAAGAACAUGAGCAUGCUCUUGUAGCUCUGAGGGUUCUAAACAACAACCCUGGAACCUUUGGUACAGAACGUCGUCCAAUUGUCGAGUUUGCACUUGAGGAUGUUGAAAAAAUGAGGCUCCAGAAGAUUCGGAACGAACGCAAUGGUAGGGCAAAAGAGGCUGCACAAGAGCGGAGGGCUCUGGGAGAUCAGUCUACAACUGAUGGCCCUCGUCCAAAUAAGAAGGGACCUUUUGGAAAAGGGAGCAAGCAAGAAUCGCAAGAUAUACCAUCUAAAUUAUCUGACUCUGGCAAAGGACCUUCAGAUGAUCUGUCAGUUCCUGGAGGUCCCAACACCACUGUGGAAAGCACACAGGGAGACAAAAGGCAAUCUCAAAGGCCCGCGAAACGAGCACGGCAGUCAAUUAAGGGAACCUCCUCUGUGUCAGAUGGAAAUCAAACAGAUGUGGCCCCGAAUGCUGCACCGAGUGGACCAUCCACAGCACACACUCAGGCGGACGCACGAAGAAAAAGGAGGAACAGAAAUGAUGGUGAGCAGAAGAGAGACAAGGCUACGAAAAGGGCGAGGAAAGAUGCGAGUGGGGCGGGGGGCGUGGACAAGUCGCUGGCGGAGCAGUACCGCUCCAAGUUUCUGCAGCACGGCGUGAACAAAACCAAGGCUAGUUAAGUGGGAUCGCCAUGGACAGACAGAGACCACCAGCUUCUCCACAGCUGAAGCUGGCUGAGAACCCCCUCCGCAAACCCUUCAGCCCCGUUGACCGGGGUACGAUUUUGCUUGUAGUGCUACUAUGAUUUGUUUUCCCCUUGUAGCUUCUACUCCCUGUGAAACAGCGACUAACCUCUUUUCGUCAAGCUUUUCACUGCCCAAGUUCUCUAUUUAUAAUCUCAAGGAUGAGUAGGCUUUCAACUACCAUCUGAUAUGAACUGCAGCGUGCUAAAGAUGGAUCUAGACAAGGAUGGAUGAUCAGGUGCUUAUAUUCCUU